Funneliformis caledonium is the source of this 327-nucleotide messenger RNA. Lineage: Eukaryota; Fungi; Glomeromycota; Glomeromycetes; Glomerales; Glomeraceae. The record is from the annotation of a GenBank genome assembly.
AAAAAACUACUUACCAUACUGUUUCUCCAGAAAAAACUACUUAUCAUGCUAUUUCUUUGAAAGAAAUUACUCACCAUGCUUCUCUGAAAGAAAUUACUCACUAUGCUUCUCCAAAAGAAAUUAUUCAUCAUGCUUUUCCAAAAGAAAUUACUCACCAUACUUCUUCGAAAGAAAUUACCCACCAUACUUCUCCAAAAGGAGGAUACAAAACUACUUAUCCUUCUGAUUUUCUAGAAGAAGAAUCCACUAAUUAUACUGCAAUCUCUAUAAAAGGAGAACUUAAUACUACUUAUCUUGCUUCUUCUUCAUUUUCUUUAACUACAAUAG